UACAUCUAUUUGUCUUAAUUAUAUUGUGUUAUAAUCUUUCUGUAUUGACUAAAAUUUUGUCUCGUUAAGUGGCCAGAUAUUGAAACUACUGGAUUAGUUAGCAAAAGAGGAUUUGUGUUUAUAUAAAAAAAGUCUUUAGAUAAAUGGAUAAAAAGAUAAUUAAUACAUGAUAAGGUUCUAUAAAUAUUAAAAUUAUAAAGAAAGAGAACAAGUGAAAUAAAAGAAAUAAAUACAAUAUUGAACUUUCAAAAAAUGAUAGCCAAUAUAUUCAUAUUUGAAAGAAGUACCACGUUGUUCAAAAGUAUUUCACAUAAAAUAUUUAUAUAAUGUCGCAAUAUAUUUACAAUCACUAACUAAAUAAGCAGUAAAAUAAUAUGGCAAUAUGUAAUUAAAUGAAUCAAAUUACGAAAGAUACAAUUGUUGAAUCGAUUCUGAUGGUGCCAGUGUGGCACUAAUGCUGCUCUGUCGUACACUUCAAAGUAUUCACGUGUCAAAGCACAUUCAUCAACGAAGAAGUACAUGUGUAGUGUACACACCUGUUCACCGCUGAAAGAAUAAUACAUGUUUAAAUAAAAAACAACAGAAAUGGCACCAAAACAAAGAAUGCGUAUCGCUAAUGAAAGAGCCACAAAAAACAUCACACUGCGUGGAAAUGUUCCGAAGUCAUCGCUGUAUUCCAAAUAAUUCAGAGUAUUAGAAUGGCUUAAGAAAAUCAAAAACAUAUAAGAUUGAAAAUAUGUUGCUGUUGAUGUUAAUAUGAGAGAAAAAAAGCUGUCUACAUCUUACUGAUAUAUAAGCGAGAUCAACAGACUGUUUUACUGCAUAUUGUAAAAACAUGUAGACACUAUUGACGAUAUUGACAUGAAACUGAACACAAAUUUCCAGUAACUAAUAUUUUUUUCUUCUUUUGCUACAACUCAAAAAAAAUUAUUUAUAAAAAGAAUUUAGCAUUUAUAAACAUUUUACUUAAUUAUAUAUAUAUAUCAAUGAAAGAAUAUUGCAUUUAAUGUAUUUUUUCUUUUGUAGAUAUGAAACAAAAUAUCACAUGUUGAAUAUGAUUUAUCUUUAUUCUGUAACUUUUAUUCUGAGUUUUGUGAAAAGCUUAAAUUCUUUCAUUGAUACUUAUAUAUAGUAAAUAAUUGUAUAUACAUAUGAUCAAUUUAUUAUAUCAAUUUAUUAAUCAAAGCAUUCCACUGUAAACAGUUGGUAGCUUUUGGUUGUCUAUAUAUUUUAGAGGCCUUAAGACAUAAGUCAUUAUACAUGUAAAAAUAUAUAUUAUAUAUUGUCAGUGUAAUUUAUCCUAAUGAAAUAUUUGCUACGGACAAUUCUUUAUCUCUUUUAAUAAAUUAUAUUAUGAAUAAAUA
Molecule: messenger RNA, 1364 nt
Organism: Heterotrigona itama
Lineage: Eukaryota; Metazoa; Arthropoda; Insecta; Hymenoptera; Apidae
Source: the annotation of a GenBank genome assembly